AUGAGAGUCGUCUCGUCCCUCCUCGCUGGCCUGGUGGCCGCCGCCGCCGGCGCCCUCGCCUUCUCGCCCGAGAUCCCGGCCGGCGUGCCGCGCAACGUCCAGGAGUUCCGCGACAAGCACCCCUUUGAGAAGCGCGCCCCGGACUGCCACCGCAAGACCUUUACGCUCCGCGCCUCCGAGGACGACCUCGACGACGUCUCGGACGAGUUCCUCGAGGGCCUCAAGAAGGCCAACGGCGGCGGCACCCUCUACCUCCCGGCCAACCAGACCUUCAUCAUCGGCAAGCCGCUCGACCUGACGUGGCUCAACGACGUCCACGUCCACUGGGAGGGCGAGAUCAAGUUCACCAACGACACCCCCUACUGGCAGGCCAACGCCUUCCGCCACCCCUUCCAGAACUCCAUCAUGUUCUGGAAGUGGGGUGGCAAGGACGUCAAGCUGUACGGCGAGGGCGUCCUCAACGGCAACGGCCAGCGCUGGUGGAACGAGUUUGCCGGUCUCGAGAUCCUGGACCCGACGAACGCCUACCUCCGCCCCAUCCUGUUCUAUGCGGAGAACGCAACCGGCCUGGCCAUCGAGGGCAUUCACUUUAAGGAUUCGCCAUGCUGGACCACCUUUAUCGUCACUUCCAAGGACAUCUCCUUCACCGAUGUCAUCGUCACGGCCGAGACCAACAACCACACGGCCGAGCCCAAGAACACCGACUUCUUCGACUCGCUCAACGUCGAGGACGUCCGCGUCAAGCGCGCGUGGGUCAACAUCGGCGACGACUGCUUCUCGCCCAAGUCCAACGCGACCAACAUCCACGUCGACACCAUGUACUGCAACGGCACCCACGGGCAGUCCAUCGGGUCCCUCGGCCAGUACGCCGGCGAGAAGAGCUUCGUGCAGGACGUCGUCAUCGAGAACGUCUGGAUGCUCAACGGCCAGCACGGCGCCCGCCUCAAGACCUGGGCCGGCCCCAACAUCGGCUACGGCUUCAUCGACAACGUCACCUUCCGCAACUUCUGGCAGGCCAACAACGAGUACACGGCCUUCAUCGACUCGUGCUACUUCAACAUCAACGCCUCCACCUGCGCCGCCUACCCCUCGCGCAUGAACAUCAGCAACAUCCUCUUUGAGAACUUCUCCGGCUACACGAGCGGCAAGUACGGCCGCGCCGUCGCCAAGCUGACGUGCUCGACCAACCCGAGCGCCGUCUGCGACAACAUCCAGUUCCGCAACUUCAACAUCACCACCCCCUGCGGCGGCGAGCCCGUCAUCCUCUGCGACGGCGUCAAGGGCGGCAUCGGCAUGCCCUGCAUCCCCUCCAACAGCACCGAGGCCAAGGCCGCGCUGGCGGCCAAGUGCACGGCGCCGUUGGCCGUGGCCACACCUUGGAAGGUCAGGCCGUUUGAUGAGUAG
Messenger RNA from Colletotrichum higginsianum IMI 349063, 1404 nucleotides. Its product is annotated as glycosyl hydrolase family 28. Lineage: Eukaryota; Fungi; Ascomycota; Sordariomycetes; Glomerellales; Glomerellaceae. The transcript has 3 exons. The coding region runs from base 1 to 1404 and encodes 467 amino acids. The record is from RefSeq and is a predicted model, not a curated record. Gene Ontology annotation, molecular function: polygalacturonase activity. Gene Ontology annotation, biological process: carbohydrate metabolic process.